UUGGUGUGCACAUUGCAUAUGCGGUCGAAUCGUGCUUGCUGGGUGCGGAGUCGGGUCCAAGCCUUGGAGGAGGCUCCGCCCCUUUACGAGCGUCGGACACCUCCAGCACAACAAAGCGUGUGUGGCACCGCAACAUUGUUCCUCAUCUGAACGUGCCGACGACUGGAUUCUGUCCUUUUUUGACUUCUUCUUUGCUCUUGCCCAUUGAUGCGCAACCCGCAGUUGUGGCUACCAUGACAACAGAGGCAAGUGCCGUAAGCGAGGCGGACACUGAAGGCAAGCAGAAGGCUAGCGCCGCUGAACCUGAACCUGAGACCAAGCAGAGUCCAGAGGCAACAGCAUCAGAGCCAGAGGGGGAACAGUCGAGCAAGAAGGCACAGGGACAGGCCGCUGAGCCUGCCUCUGCCGAUGCAGCCUCCUCCCCUGAAGAGGAGCAGCUGAAGCCUCGCACCAGAACUUCUGCUGGCAAAGGCCUCUCUCGCCUCUUUUCCUCUUUCCUUAAACGCCGCUCGCAGUGCUCAGAAGGAGAGGGCUUUGAGGCAGAGAAAGCAAGGGAGGACAAGGAGGACAAAGAAGAACAGGCUGGUAAAGCGGAAGAAGAAAAAGAAGAGAAAGUGAAAACUGAAGAGAAGGAUGCUCUCCCAGAGGAGACAGCAGAUUCGAAGGAGGUAAAACCAAGCGAAGAAGCACAACAAAAAGAGGAAAAAAAGACCGAGCCAGAUAAAAUAGAGAAGAAGGGCAGUAAGAAGAAAAAGAAAGACACCAAGAAGAAAACAGAGGAGAAGGAUGCAGAGUUGGUGAAAACCGCAGAGGAGAAAAAGGAAGAGGAGCAGGACAAGAAGAAAGCGCAGGAGAAGAAAGAGGAGCAAAAAGAAGAGGCCAAGGUUGAGGAAACUGUAGAAAAAACAGAAGAAAAAGUCGAGACAAAGGAGGAGAAAAGGACAGAAGACAAAUGCACCGAAACUGACCCUGAAAAGGAGAUUAAAGAGGAGGAGAAAGUUGACAAAAGGUUAGCAAAGAAAAAAGAAAAAGAGGAAAGGGUGAAGAAAAAGGAAGAAGAAAAAGCGAAGAAAAAAGCAGUGGAAGAGGAAAAGGCAAAGAAGAAGGAGGAGGAGAAAGAGAAGAAGAGAGAGGAGGAGAAGGCAAAAGAGGCAGAAAAAGCAAAGAAGAAGGAGGAGGAGAAGGCU
Molecule: messenger RNA, 1187 nt
Organism: Hippocampus comes (tiger tail seahorse)
Lineage: Eukaryota; Metazoa; Chordata; Actinopteri; Syngnathiformes; Syngnathidae
Product: vicilin-like seed storage protein At2g18540
Exons: 2
Source: RefSeq, a predicted model, not a curated record